UUGGAGAAUUGAUCUGCAUCGUCAUGAAAUUAAUGAAGCCCUCUUUUGUGCAGUAUUACCAACACAUUCAAAACGCAGCCUUGCUCACUUACAGCGACAGAGUCUAUAGACGUGUACGUUUCCUCAUUUUAAACACUACGUCACCGUCCGUGUAAAGGAUAGAGACAGAGAGGAGCAGCCGUUGACCUGAUGUGUUAACCGUCGCCGCAUCCGCCUCCUCCUCCCGGUUGUCUCAGCUCAGGUGCCGCUAUGGUCGGCUCUCUUCUCCCGCUGCUCGUCGUCCUGCUGUCAGCCUGGUCGGCUGUCGGAGAGCCGGCGGAGUCCGCUCAUGUCGACGGAGCUCCGCCUUCUAAAAUAGCGGUGGUAGGGGCAGGGAUAGGAGGCAGCGCCACGGCCCAUUUCCUGCGGCAGCACUUUGGCCCAGAGGUCCAGGUGGACGUGUUUGAGAAGGGGGAGGUUGGAGGCCGUCUCGCCACUGUAACCGUCAAUCACAACAACUACGAGUCUGGAGGUUCCAUCAUUCACUCCCUCAACCUCCACAUGCAGGAGUUUGUCAAGCAGCUCGGUUUAAAGUAUCGCCGCAGCGUGGCAGGGAAGACGGCAGUGUUUAAUGGUGAGGAGGUGAUUCUUGAGGAGACAGACUGGUACCUGCUGGAUCUGUUUCGGCUGUGGUGGCGCUAUGGUAUCAGCUUCAUACGCCUGCAGAUGUGGGUGGAGGAAAUUAUGGAGAAAUUCAUGAGGAUCUACAAGUACCAGGCCCACGGCUACGCCUUUAGCUCAGUGGAGGAAUUGCUGGACUCUCUUGGAGGGAGUGGCUUCAUCAACAUGACCCGCAGACCUCUCUCUGAUUCGCUGCUGGAGCUGGGUGUGUCGCAGCGUUUCAUCGACGAGGUCAUCGAGCCCGUCAUGAGGGUCAACUAUGGACAGAACGUCAGCAUCCCCGCCUUUGUAGGCGCUGUGUCUUUAGCUGGGGCCCAGAACAACCUGUGGGCGGUGGAAGGAGGCAACAAGCUGGUGUGUUCUGGCCUGCUGAAGAUGGCCAACGCUAACCUGCUGCAAGCAAAAGUCAACUCCAUCUCACCCGUCUACUCAGGAGAGGCGCCACAGUACCAGCUCAGCUUUACCACAGCAUCAGAGGAGGGAUCAGAGCUGUAUGACAUUGUUGUGUUGGCGACGCCGCUCCAGGCCAGUGUCAGGUCUGGAGUCCAGUUCCAAGGUUUCACCCCUCCGUUCGAGGAGCUCCCCGGCAGCUAUCAUAGCACCGUAGCAACCAUCGUCCAUGGUUACCUCAACACCACUUUCUUUGGUUUCCCGGACCCUCGCCUGUUCCCCUUCGCCAGCAUCUUGACAACUGAGACACCUGAUCUGUUUUUCAACAGUGUGGCAAGUGUUUGUCCCGUCAAUAUCUCAACGGGUUUCCGGCGUAAGCAGCCGCAAGAGGCUGGAGUCUAUAAAGUGUUCUCGCCACAACCUCUGGACAAGACUCAGCUCAAGACACUUUUCAGGUCAUACUACUCCGUGCAGGUGACAGAGUGGCAGGCCUACCCUUGUUAUGGCAGCAGCCAGGCACUGCCGCCUGUAGAGCUCCACCCCAAUCUCUACUACCUCAAUGGCAUCGAGUUGGCCGGCAGUGCCAUGGAGAUGAGCUCGGUGGCGGCCAAGAACAUCGCCCUGCUGGCAUACCACCGCUGGAACAGACAGACGGACAUGGUGGACCAGAAAGAUUUGAUGCACAGGAUCAAGACUGAACUAUGACCUGUUUGACUGAAAGCCUCAUAGCAUAACAAAGUUGAUGUGCCGGAAAAUGUCUGUAUUAAGGUACGGAAAUUUACAGUGUGACUUGUGAGAAGUCUCCAGUGGCGAGGUUUAUUAAGAGACACAUCAAAGUAAUUCAUUACUUAAUACAUACAUACACAAAUAAGGGGUAAAUAUGUGGAACACAGUCUCACUCUGCCUUAUAAAUAAACUUACAGAACAUACAGAAAAACAAGUAUCAAAGUCAAAUCAAGUCUAAAACAAAUCAAAACUUAAUCACGACUGCUGUCCAAAGGCCAGUUAGCUGAUCCCUUCGUCUUCUCUGCCAUAGAUAUUGCAGAUAUUUGAGACACUUUUCAGUAUUGGUCAGGAAUUGAUUGCUAAUGCUAAUUAGUGGUUUCAUCCAAAAAUUCAGCUGCAGGCAGCUUUUCUUUGCCAAGAAACAAGGGCACCAAGCAACCAUGGAAAACACCGGCUACUAUUUAUUUCAGUAGGAAGUGAACGGACUGUCAGGAGACAGUGUUUUAUUGAGUUGCUGCUGGUGUGAAUGAACACCAGUUUAUACAAGUACCAGUCUAAGGUCACUGGAGCUGCUCUGUGUAAAUAAAUGACCCUGUGUCCAAGGCGAGAAAACACUUACACACAUAGAAUCAAGAUUGAGAGCAUGAAUGAGAUGCUUUUUUUUUGUUUGUUUGUUUAACGGCUGCUUUUUGUCUGCGCUGUAACAGCUGUGCGAUAUGAGACGGAUCACUGAUUUAACCGCCGUUAGGCACAUAAACCAGCCCUCCGUCACAUAAUCAGAAACAACUGCAGCACUGCUUUUGCCGUCUAUACAUUUAAGGGCUUUUAAUGGACUUGCUGUUGCCCAAACUGCACCAAGGAGAUCUAAUUAAAGUAAUCUCAGUAGGAUUUUUGUAAAUUUAAUAAAAUCAUUAUUCAGUGACUCAUGGCUGUGGCCACUGGUGCUUUGCUCUAUUGCCCCCUUUCAUCAGACUAUUUCAUUAUCUCCCCUUCCUGCUGCUUUUGUUGCAUAAUCCAGCGGAAAGAAUUUUUUUUCGGGGAACAGAGCCAACGAGCUUUCACUGGACCAAAGCAGAGGACAGAUCUGCAGAGCUGCUGCUGCUGCUGCUGCUGCUGCUGCUGCUGGUGAUGAUGACACUUUCCUCCCCUUUUCUGUCAAGCCCUAAAGCUUUAUUGAGAUCCUGCAUUUUUAAUAAGCGCUGUAAUCUUGGAGAAACAUACAUGACGAUAGAGCUGGACGUUCACUUCCAGAAAUGGCCAGUGCUGAAAAGAUGUUGUGCUCUGAUAAGAGAACACUGAGACUUUGAGAAAUGCCUUGUUUAAUUUAUUUCUAUUGUCUUAAUUUAUAACAGUUAAAUUGGACUGAAGCGGAUACUUGGAUUCAGAAAAUCUUAAUUUAACUGUUGUCAGCUGAAAACCUUUAAAUCUAAGGGGCUUCAGUUGAUGGAUAAUGUGAUUGUGUCAUGUGAUGAGAAAACACUGUAACCCUUUAAUCUGAUGGGAUUGGCAUCAGAAUGUACGACCGUCGAUCUCAAAUCUUAAUUUUAAGUCAAGGUUUUCACUCUGCAGCAGCUUCUGUACAUAGAACAGAUGUUUGUAGCAAUAGUACCUUUAUGAUGCGCUGUAAAACAAAUGCACAAUGCAAACACGGAAUGGAAUCAUCUGGUGGACUGACAACAAUCACAACUCAAGGUCUGCUUACGAGCUUAUUGCAGAGCUUUUAACAGCGUUACAGAGGCACACUGAGCAAACGAUAAAGCAAGUAGGGAGACCUUGAGUUAAGAUUUUUGUCACACAACAGACUCCGUGUGACUGUUCACAUCUAACCACAGCUGCUAUAUGAACUCUGCUAAGUAUGGCAUGUAUCACCAUAUUUCAUCUGACUGUUGAUCAAAUAAA
Messenger RNA from Epinephelus fuscoguttatus (brown-marbled grouper), 3675 nucleotides. RefSeq names its product prenylcysteine oxidase-like. Gene Ontology annotation, biological process: prenylcysteine catabolic process; prenylated protein catabolic process. Bases 250 to 1755 code for a protein of 501 amino acids. NCBI's taxonomy places the organism in Eukaryota, Metazoa, Chordata, Actinopteri, Perciformes, Serranidae. The record is from RefSeq and is a predicted model, not a curated record. The transcript is spliced from 7 exons. Gene Ontology annotation, molecular function: prenylcysteine oxidase activity.